Drosophila takahashii is the source of this 839-nucleotide messenger RNA. RefSeq lists its product as uncharacterized. The record is from RefSeq and is a predicted model, not a curated record. Lineage: Eukaryota; Metazoa; Arthropoda; Insecta; Diptera; Drosophilidae.
AUUACGUUUUUCUUGUGUUAAAUUAUCAGUAAAUCAAAUUUCCAUUAGUUGCAAUGAAUCGAAGACGGAAAAGUAAAACGUCCAUUGCUUCUAGCACGGAAUUUUACUCCUACUCCGAUAAACUUUCUUUAGGGAGAAGUCGAGCCCUUCUGGUGGCCAAACUUAAUCGUCAGGAAAAGCGUAAACAGAGUAAAACGUCCUUCAACUCCACGACGGGAUACUAUUCCUACUCUGAUGGGACUUCUUUGAGAAGGACCCCAAUCACCUUCACAGCCAGUCCGGAGUUCAUGCAAAACGCGAAAGUUAAACUAAAGUUAAUCGCCCUGUAUGAGGAUCACGCGUGCUUGUGGAAUCAAUGUCACAAGGAUUUCUUCAAUUUCGAGCGCAAGGAUCAAAUCUGGGAGGCGAUCGCCAACGAAAUGAAAGCGGACUCGCCACCCGGGUUUUGGAAGCAUAUGAUCCACAGGCUGCGCUAUAAUGUGGAUCUGGAGCGUAUUCAAGAGCAGAGUGCGAAGUUUUCGGGCGAUACUGUGCCACCCAAACUGUACUACUCGGAUAAUCUGGCGUUCUUAAAUCACAUGUUUAACCGAGAAAAAAUAAUUCCAGCUAGAGCGAUUAUCAAGUCUUCCGGAGUUACACUUGAGAAGAAUCCGUCAAGAAACCUGCCAGUACGGGAAAAACCAAAAUCUCGCACCCCCAUCAGCGAAAAGUUAGCCUCCCUUGAGAAGUUAAGAAACCACCAAGCCAGCAAGUUUCUCUUCCGAGAAGCCUUUCAAAAAAGGCAAAAGGCCACCAGUGGAGGGCCCUAUUAUUUAACCAAGGCAAAGAAUAAUUCGUAG